Crotalus tigris (Tiger rattlesnake) is the source of this 3923-nucleotide messenger RNA. RefSeq names its product ring finger protein 41 (gene RNF41). The transcript has 8 exons. Gene Ontology annotation, biological process: tumor necrosis factor-mediated signaling pathway; positive regulation of JNK cascade; protein K63-linked ubiquitination. The coding region runs from base 299 to 1252 and encodes 317 amino acids. Gene Ontology annotation, molecular function: ubiquitin protein ligase activity; zinc ion binding. The record is from RefSeq and is a predicted model, not a curated record. NCBI's taxonomy places the organism in Eukaryota, Metazoa, Chordata, Lepidosauria, Squamata, Viperidae. Gene Ontology annotation, cellular component: plasma membrane signaling receptor complex.
ACUGGUCAAGAGAGAGCUUGGAGUUACACUUGUGAAAAACAAGAAGUGAUAGCUACCUGACGUGAGGACUUCAGAGUGAUUUGUGAUGAUGUCCUUGAAAACUGAGUUUCUGAAACUGGAUCCCCAGAAAUUGAGUCUGGCUGCUAAGAUAAAUGAUGACUUAAUCUGAGUAAGAAGCGAGAGAAAAAUGGGCCAUGGUGAAAGUUCAAUUCAGAAGAGCAACGCAACAUCAGCAUUGUCUUGUGGCUAUUCAGGAAGAAAUUCUGCUACAGAAGUGUUUUGGCAUCGGUGACGAGAAAUGGGGUAUGAUGUAGCACGUUUUCAAGGGGAUGUUGAUGAAGAUCUUAUUUGCCCCAUCUGUAGUGGGGUUUUGGAGGAGCCAGUGCAGGCGCCUCAUUGUGAGCACGCUUUUUGCAAUGCCUGUAUCACCCAGUGGUUCUCCCAACAGCAGACGUGUCCUGUCGACCGAAGUGUUGUGACUGUGGCUCACCUGCGCCCUGUUCCUCGGAUCAUGCGUAAUAUGCUAUCUAAGCUGCAAAUCACCUGUGACAACGCUGUUUUUGGUUGCACUGCUGUAGUGCGGCUCGACAACCUGAUGUCUCACCUCAAUGACUGCGAACACAAUCCAAAGCGGCCUGUGACCUGUGAACAGGGAUGCGGCUUGGAAAUGCCCAAAGAUGAAUUGCCGAAUCACAACUGUAUAAAACAUUUACGGUCAGUAGUGCAGCAGCAACAGACGAGAAUAGCUGAAUUGGAAAAGACGUCUGCAGAACACAAGCAUCAAUUAGCUGAGCAGAAACGGGACAUACAGUUGUUAAAAGCAUACAUGCGAGCGAUACGUAGUGUCAAUCCCAACCUGCAGAAUUUGGAGGAGACUAUUGAAUAUAAUGAAAUCCUUGAGUGGGUGAAUUCCUUGCAGCCAGCCCGGGUAACCCGAUGGGGUGGUAUGAUCUCUACACCAGAUGCUGUACUCCAAGCUGUAAUCAAGCGUUCCUUGGUGGAAAGUGGCUGCCCCACAUCCAUCAUCAAUGAAUUGAUUGAAAAUGCCCAUGAACGGAACUGGCCCCAGGGCCUGGCCACCCUAGAAACUCGCCAGAUGAACCGACGCUAUUAUGAAAACUAUGUAGCCAAACGCAUCCCAGGCAAGCAAGCUGUGGUUGUGAUGGCCUGUGAGAAUCAGCACAUGGGAGAGGAGAUGGUGCUAGAGCCAGGCCUGGUGAUGAUAUUUGCACAUGGAGUGGAAGAAAUUUAAAGACUCAGCAGAGAUUAUGAAACAGUGUGCUUGAAAAUAUAUAUUUACAUACACACACACACACAUGCCCUCCAUGUCUAAGCCAACUGAUUCUGUUCUGUUGUGCUGUAUCAGGGCAUCACUCUUCUCUUCGUUGAAUAAAAUGCUACUCCGUAAUUAUACUGGGCACGAGCCCAGGAAUUUAUGCAAAAUGCCGUGCUGCAUUCCCUUCUCCUUGUGGUCAUUAACCCUGGUCUGAUGUUGACGGAGAUUUCCAAAUGUCUACAAAGGAGCACAACAAAUUUCUCCCUGCUCCAGAAAGAGCAGCGAUCUUCAGUCCUAUAAAGUCUUUGAACGCCUGAUUAUUGGCCUAAAUAGCCUGGUUCCUGUUUUGGGAUCUAUAAACCAUGACUUAAGAUUUUGAGAAGCUGAAAUUUAUUCUGAAGAAUUUUAGCCCACCACUUCGCAGACUGUUUGGCUUCUCUUGUCGAAGGCAUCUCUGUAUAAACCAUAUGCUUUUCCACUGUGGCCCGUGAAAUAAUGGGAUUUACACAGUGCUUUUAAGAUACGUCUUCAGCUUUUAUGUGGAGAAGGAUUUUGAGUGAAGGGAAGAGUAAAACGUGAGAAUGUAGAUGCCAAGUUGGAGUUGCAAGUAAUGCCAAAUGUAUACAUCAGUAGAUAACUUCAACUGUCUUGUGGAGCCAAAAAGCUGCGUCAUUUGGAGAACAAUCUGCAACACAUUUGGGAUGCGUUUACAUUGUAUAACAAGCAGUCCUCUCCUAUUUUGGCUUGAUUUUCAAAGGAAGUCAUGUUCUUUAGCUUUGUUGCAUCGUUGUCACCUCUGCAGAAUGAAAUGUGAUUCUCCUGAAGCCUAGAGCUCAGUUUUCUCCAUGCUCUUGAAAGGUUGCCGAAGCGUCUUUGGAUGCUUUGCGGACGUCUCCUUUCUGAUAAGAAGCAAGCCUUCAAUCGUAUACAUCACUCCACCUGAUCAGAAAUGGUCCCUCUAAAUUGCAUGUGCCAUUUAAAGUUGUAUCAACUUCAUAACCUUUUGAAGAAAACACACAAAAAAAGAGAACGAACUCAGAUUUCUUAUCUAGUCUUGUUACGUUUGCCUAUUUUGAAAAACAAAUCAUCUGUAUUUAUUUUCUUUUUUCACAUUUUGAUGAUUGUGCUUAGUCUUUUUGUAUUAUUUUUGUGCUUGUAUGUUUUUCCUUUUGAUUUUUUUAAAAAAUACAGUAGCUAGGAAUGUCUUCAGUUUUAGUUUUACCUGUCAAAUUUAAUUUAUUUGCCGUCUCGGUUUCUGUUUUUAUAUAGAGAGCAACUUCCUUCCAACGCUUUAAAUAUUUGUUAAUUGCUUAAAACAGUUGUGCUGGAGUUCUUGAGAACAAGGAAUAAAUGCAUCGAUAAAGGAGCAGUUAAACUGCUCUGAUUGAAGUGUUUUGCUAUACAGUCCAUUCUGAGCAGCUUUCGUACAGUAUGUUACACUGGCUAAACAUUCUUCUUUAACUGGGAAUAUUUAAACCAGGCUUGACUUUCUUCUCCUAGCGUUUAAUUUUCUUAGUGCUCUGGUAUAAGAGGUUUGCAAUGAUGCAGAAUUUGGAUCGUGUCAUAUAAACAGUUGCUUCUUCAGAUGUCUGGGGUUAAAAAAAAAAAAAAAAAGCUCCCAGAAAUCCUCAGUAGGAACAAUGGCUUGAGAAGACCUCCUUGUGCUCUCACCAGAAGAAGCAUGGGAAACUUUCUCAUUAUGUGCAAUAGUUAAGCGGCCGAAUACUACAUGAUGAGCCCGUGGUGGAGAAUCCAUGUUGUAGCAAUAUGGUUCUCGUUCCUGUUGGUUACUGGCAAUCUUUGUCUUCUAUGAAAGAGGAGAGAGGGGACCUUGGGGGGAAUAUGCAGUAGUUCAAUUUCAGUCACCUAACAAAAGAAACUCCUUUCAUCACUUGUACAAAUAAAGAUUGUGAAUAAUUCUCAAUAUUUGCUGGGCAGAUGCUGUUUCAGAUUUUCUUUUAUGGGAAAAGCCUGUGCUUUGAAGACUCAGUUUGGUGGCCUUUACUUCUUUGCAAAUCUGACUGAUAGGUUUUGCACUGCUGGGUCCUCAUUUCCUGCAAUCUUUCAUUUUAAUCUUUGCUGACUUACUGCUUUAUGCUCUUCCUCUCUCUUCUUCCUCAUCCACACCCCUUUGAUGGUAGAGUUUUGUUUUAGAAACCAAGUCUGUCUCUGAUAACUGUUUCUAGUGCUGUGAAUUAUUACUUACAAGUAUCUUAAAAGUUUUUUGAAUAGUACUUCUCUUUGUAAGUCAUGUUAAAAUAUUUGGAAUGUGCAUCAAAAAUCAGGUCAGUUUAAAGGGUGGAAUGGGUUGUGUUCAUGUCUGUAAUAUGGCAUGUUUUGAAAGGGGUUUUUAUUUGUUGGAAAUUACUUCUAACCAAAAGUCCCUGUUGCUCAGGAAUUUGAAAAAAAAAAAAAGCUGCUAAAUCCAACCUAAUAACUGCAUCUUGAGCUAUCUGCAUCUCUUAAUGUUGUUCUCCUAAUACACCUUGUCUUUCUCCUCAGUGUCCUGCUGUCGCUCUUCCUUGUGCUCUAAAACAUCCAAUAGAACUUGUCAUGUCUUCUGCCAGUAUCCAAACCAUUGGUUGCAUUUUGUGUUUUAUUGUUCAAUUGUGCUGACUGCACUAAUAAAUUGCUUUUUUCCCCUUGA